AUGAAGAUGACUCAGAUAAUGACAUCAACGAUCACGACGAAUGGGAGCCUCCUGCAGCACCAGCACCCUCAACCCAUCGACUCAGCCAUCAAGCAGCCAAGCAAUAUAACCUACCAUGCACAGCUUAAUGGCUCGAGUGCAGAUAAUAUUUAUGCCCCAUUCACCUCGAAGCUUGAUUGGGAGAUGGCUCGAUGGGCAAAAUUACGAGGUUCAAGCUCAACUGCGUUCUCAGAACUUGUUUCUAUUGAAGGUCUUAGCGAAAAGAUUGGUCUUUCCUUCAAGAAUACACGGGAACUGAACAAGAUCAUCGACGAUGAACUUCCAGGCCGUCCGAAAUUCAAACGCGAUCAGAUUGUCGUUGCUAAUGAAGCGUUUGAUGUCUACUAUCGUGAUAUCAUUGAAUGCAUCAAGGCUCUUUUCAGUGAUCCAAGUUUUGCUGACUUUCUGGUCUUUGCGCCUGAACGCCAUUAUGCCGACGAAGAUGAGACGAUUCGUUUAUAUCAUGAGAUGCAUACUGGAAAAUGGUGGUGGAAUAGUCAGAAACACUUAGAUCACGAGCGCCCUGGUGCUACAAUAAUUCCCAUCAUCAUUUCAUCAGACAAGACUCAAGUUACGAAUGAUAUUCGUCGGAAACCGUCACGCCAGGCACAUGUCCUCCUCGCAUACCUUCCAACUACUCGCCUUGAACACGUUACCAACAAAGCUGCUCGCCGACGGAUGCUUGCCAAUUUAUAUCAUGCUUGUGUGGGACGUGUACUUGCACCACUCACAGCUGCCGGCAUCAAUGGCAUUAAUAUGCGAAGUGGUGAUGGAAUAAUGCGUCGAGGCCAUCCUUUGUUUGCAUGUUUUGCAGGAGACUACCCAGAGCAAGUUUUAGCUACCGGAGUCAAGACAACUCAAUGUCCAAAUUGCGAUGUUCCCUCCGACGAGCUUGGUCUAGCAACUGGUGUCGCAAAUUGGCAACCACGAGACCUUGGUGCAGUACUUGAUGCCCUCUGCGCUCUUGACCAAGGUGGAUUGGCCUUUGUGCGUGCAUGCGCAGAUGCUGGCAUUAAGCCUAUUGUCCACCCAUUCUGGGAGGGACUACCCUUUGUCAAUAUAUUCGAAUCCAUAACUCCUGAUAUUCUGCAUCAACUAUACCAAGGGCUCGUCAAGCAUCUCCUCGCUUGGCUUUCUGAUGCAUGUGGCAGUACGGAGAUUGAUGCACGAUGUCGACGCCUCCCCCCAAAUCACCAUAUUCGACUAUUUACGAAGGGCAUCACAACUCUUUCACGUGUAAGCGGUACAGAACAUAAUCAAAUUUGCCGUUUCUUGCUCGGCAUCAUCAUCGACAUCAGUCUACCUAAUAAUAUGUCUUCCGCUCGACUCCUCCGUGCCGUUCGUGGUCUGCUAGACUUUUUAUAUUUUGCUCAGUACCCAUGUCACAGCUCUGAGACGCUGGUUUUACUUGACGAGGCACUUAACCUUUUCCACGACAACAAGGACAUCUUUAUUGACCUUGGCAUUCGGAAUUCCUUCAACUUGCCAAAACUCCACUUCACAGCUCACUACGCUCACAUGAUUCGAAUGUAUGGCACUACGGACAACUACAAUACUGAAUACACCGAACGCCUUCACAUCGACCUUGCGAAAGAUGCUUAUCGCUCUACAAACCACAAGAAUGAGUUUGGUCAAAUGACGACUUGGCUUGAAUGGAGGGAGAAAAUUUCACGUCACGAGAAAUACAUUCAGUGGAGACUCGUCGAAAACACCACACGUCCGCAUCAUCAGCCCCGUCCCCCAGAAAUGACAUUUCGUCGUACUCAAAUGAUGACAAAGCAUCCUACCAUCAAGGCGGUCACAUUGGACAAGGUCGCAAACGAAUAUGGUGCCACGCACUUUAAUGAAUGUCUCGCACGUUAUGUUGCGAAAGCUACCCUUCCUGUUGACACUACUGUUACGGCCAGGCAGCUCGAAGAUCGAGCAGCUGAUAUACACAUCCCAUUUCAAAGACUACCGGUCUUUCACAAGGUGAAAUGGCUCUUGGAUAAUGUUCGUGGUGAUGGGGAUCCUCCGGUCACAGUCGAUAGUGUCCAUGCACGUCCUGGACGAUCAGGAAAAUUUACAUCCGACAGUGUUGCGCCACGAUUUGAUACCGUGUUCGUUAAUGAUGGCACAGGAUAUCGAAUUGCGCAAGUCCGUAUCAUAUUCUUGAUACCUCCCAAAGCCAUCCCCCAACUUUUCCCGUCCACAUUUCAGCCUCCGAAACAUCUCGCAUACGUCGAAUGGUUCUCUGCCUUCCGUGUACCUGAUCGAGAUCACGGCCUGCACAAGGUCUCGCGUGUCGUUAAAAAUGGAGAACGAAUGGCCAGCAUCAUACCAAUCAGCAAUAUUCGUUGUAGUGCCCAUUUGAUUCCGCAUUUCGGCUCUGUAGCUCCUCGUGAAUGGACCUCUGCUAACGUUCUUGACGAGUGUUCAUCAUUCUAUGUAAAUACAUACUUAGAUCGAUACAGUUUUGCAACACUGCGCUAGUUGCCAAUGAUUAUCAUUAGCUUGCAC
Molecule: messenger RNA, 2538 nt
Organism: Suillus discolor
Lineage: Eukaryota; Fungi; Basidiomycota; Agaricomycetes; Boletales; Suillaceae
Exons: 6
Coding region: 1-2511 (836 amino acids)
Source: RefSeq, a predicted model, not a curated record